Gryllus bimaculatus (two-spotted cricket) is the source of this 1026-nucleotide messenger RNA. Lineage: Eukaryota; Metazoa; Arthropoda; Insecta; Orthoptera; Gryllidae. The record is from the annotation of a GenBank genome assembly.
UUUCAUUAAUAUCAGUUUGUUUGUGACCUAGCCAUUUCAAUAUCUCGAUUCUCCAAAACAUUUGAUUGGUCUUGAGCGCUGGUCGGGGUAGCGAUUGGUCGCAGCCUGCAGUACGGUUGGCAACUGCCCAAAAGAGGCGAGGGGCAAUAGAUGUGCUUCGCUCGGUGACGGACCGCUGCGCGCCCAGACUGUCGCUUGACUUCGUUGUGUGAGGACGCCAUCAUUCACUUGGAGCUAUGACAGUCUCGAAGUCCCUUGCCCUGCUCGGGCUUUUUUGUUUCCUUGGAGUUGUUUACGGUGAAGUCGUAACGUUUCAAGCAUGUCCUGACGAGACGCGCGAGGACGGCAGCGUGGUGGCCCCGCGCUGCGAGGUGCACGAGCUGCGCAUCACGCCGUGCGCGGAGGCGGCCGAGAACAAGCCGUGCAAGGUGAAGCGCGGGCGCGCAGCCUCCAUCGAGUUCGACUUCACCGCCGCCGCCACCCUGCACAACGCCACCAGCCGCGCCUACUGGGCCAACGACAUGACCGACCUGCCGCUCGUCGGCAUGGACACCAACUCGUGCGGCUACACCGCCUGCCCCAUCCAGGCCAACGCCCGACAGGCCUUCGCGCAGAGCCUGCCGCUCAGCAAGAAGUUCCCGGUGAGAACUUAUGAUGUGAAAUGGAGACUUACAAAUGAAGAAGAAGGAGUGAAAUGUUGUUUUAUUUUCAAGAUCAAGCUGGUGAAGUAAAGCCAUUUUCCUAGGCAAAAAAGAACAAAACAUUUUGUACAUGAAGACAAGAUUUGGAAACAAAAAAGAAAUGUCAUCUCACUUCAUUUAAAAAAUUAUGUCAGCAACUACUGUUAAGUGAAUAACAUAUGAUGCAUUGCGAUGUAACAAAUACGAAUGUCUUUCAAUGUUUAUAUUUAUGAAUGCUUGUAUUUCUUUCAAAAAGUUUGGGCACUAUCAUGUUCUUAAAAUAAUUGUAUUUUACAAGCAUCUUCAAAUACAAAGUUUCAAAUUCAUGAAAAAAAUAUUUUUUUCU